Messenger RNA from Mesitornis unicolor (brown roatelo), 2704 nucleotides. RefSeq names its product fer-1-like protein 6. The transcript has 19 exons. The annotation marks the transcript as partial. NCBI's taxonomy places the organism in Eukaryota, Metazoa, Chordata, Aves, Mesitornithiformes, Mesitornithidae. Gene Ontology annotation, biological process: plasma membrane organization. The record is from RefSeq and is a predicted model, not a curated record.
AUUCCUGAGACAGAUCCAGACAGACUUCCCCCACUGGAUCCACCAGAUAUUGGUCAGAUUUACCCAGUCCCAGCCAACAUCCGACCUGUUUUAAGCAAGUACAGAGUGGAGGUCCUGUUCUGGGGUGUCCGAGAGCUGAAGAAAGUCCAGCUCCUCUCUGUAGAUCGCCCCCAGGUUCUCAUUGAAUGUGCAGGGAAAGGAGUAAAAUCCUCUGUCAUCCAGAGCUACAAGAAAAAUCCCAAUUUCAGUGGCCUUGCAGACUGGUUUGAAGUGGAGCUGCCUGAAAAUGAACUCCUGCACCCGCCACUAAGCAUCUGCGUGGUCGACUGGAGAGCAUUUGGGAGGAGUACUCUUGUUGGAACGCACACCAUCAAUUGCCUUAAGCAAUUUCUGUGUAAGACCCAGUUGGGUCCUCAAGCUACACUGAACAGACAAGAUAUUGUAGAAAUUGAGAAAGCUUCAGCUGAGCCCGCACAGCCUGCUGAGUUAUCCCGAGAAGAACCAUUUUUAGCUGAUCACAUCUACGCCGAGGUAAAGCAGGGUAGAUGUACAGUGGUAGAGCCAGACCCACAUGUCACAACACUUCCUGCCCCCACACCAGAACACUCUGCCUCUGAAUCAGAGAAAGAGAGAAAACAGAAGGAUCUGAAAAAGUCCACUCGACGAUCAACAAAAAGGAGAAAAAGGACAAUUGCAGAUGAGUCAGCUGAAAAUGUUAUUGACUGGUGGUCAAAAUACUAUGCUUCUGUGCUCAAAAUGCAAAAGGCAAAAGGAUUAUUUUCCAGCGAGGGAAAACCUGAAGACAAUAAGCAGACUUCUGACCACAUUGCACUGAUCAUAGAAGAGGAGCCAGACAAAAAGAAGAAGGAUAAGACAUUGAAAAGGAUACAGAAAGAAACUCCAAACCUAGCAACUCUGCAGAUUUAUGAUGGAGAUUUGGAGAGUGAAUUUAAUAACUUUGAGGACUGGGUGAAAACUUUCCAACUCUUCAGAGGAAAAUCUAAUGACGAAGUUCAUGCUGACUCUGAAGACAGAAUAAUAGGAAAAUUUAAGGGCUCCUUCUGCAUAUACCCAAGUCCUGAGGAUGGCAGCUUGUUGGACAGUGUGCAGCCCCGCAUCCUGCAAGGGAUACCACCAAACCACUCCGUCAAAGUCCUCAUCAGGGUUUAUAUUGUGGCAGCGUUUAACCUCAGCCCAGCCGAUCCAGAUGGCAAGUCAGAUCCCUACAUUGUGCUGAGACUGGGCAAGACAGAAAUCAAAGACAGGGAAAACUACAUCCCCAAGCAGCUAAACCCAGUAUUUGGAAGAUCAUUUGAAAUCCAAGCUACAUUCCCUAAGGAUUCCUUGCUCACAGUCCUGAUCUACGACCAUGACUUUGUGGGAACAGAUGAUCUCAUUGGAGAGACUAAAAUUGAUUUGGAAAAUCGUUUCUACAGCAGGCAUCGAGCUACCUGUGGCUUACAAAGUCAAUAUGAAAUAGAAGGGUACAACGCAUGGCGAGAUGCAACCAAGCCAAGUGAGAUCCUCACUAAAUUGUGUAAAGACUACAGAAUAUGUGGACCCUUCAUGCGGCCAGGGGAGAUAGAAGUAGGAACAAAAGUCUUCAAGGGACAGACAGUCUUCACAGAAGAUGAGAACGAGAAGCCAGUUGAAUCAUACGAACAUCUCUCCUUAAAGGUUUUACGCGCUUGGGAAGAAAUCCCUGGAGCUGGAUACAAACUGGUCCCAGAGCAUAUUGAGACUCGGCCUCUCUACCACAAGGAUAAGCCAGGCAUGGAACAGGGUCGUGUACAGAUGUGGGUCGACAUGUUUCCUCAAGAUAUGCCUCUGCCAGGACCCCCAGUGGACAUUUCACCAAGAAAACCCAAAGGCUAUGAACUGAGGGUGAUAAUCUGGAAUACAGAGGAUGUAAUUCUAGAAGAUGAAAAUAUCUUUACAGGGCAAAAAUCAAGUGAUAUCUAUGUAAAAGGGUGGAUAAAGGGCUUGGAAGAGGACAAGCAGGAGACAGAUGUACAUUACAACUCCUUGACAGGAGAGGGCAACUUCAACUGGCGCUUUGUGUUCCCAUUCCACUAUCUCCCAGCAGAGAAACAAAUGGUGGUUAGUAAAAGAGAAAACAUAUUUUCCUUGGAAAAGACAGAGCGCAAAAUACCUGCUGAGCUGGUGCUUCAGGUGUGGGACUUUGAAAGACUCUCUUCAGAUGAUUUCUUGGGCACUCUUGAACUGAACCUGAAUGGGUUCCCUCGAGCAGCAAAGACAGCCAAGAGCUGUGACCUAGGCAUGGUUGUGGCAGCAAGCGAAGACAACAAGAUCUCCAUAUUUCAGCAGAAGCGCAUCAGAGGCUGGUGGCCUUUCAUCAAGGCUGGGGAGCUCACGGGCAAGGUGGAAGCUGAGUUUCACUUAGUCACAGCAGAAGAAGCUGAGAAGAAUCCAGUAGGCAAAGCCCGAAAGGAGCCCGAGCCCUUGGAGAAACCCAACCGUCCAGACACAUCCUUCUCUUGGUUCGUAAAUCCUUUGAAGUGUUUGUAUCACCUGAUCUGGAGAAAUUACAAGAAGUACAUCAUCAUCGGCAUAAUUCUGCUUAUUCUCAUUGUCUUCCUGGUGCUCUUUAUCUACACAAUGCCAGGUGCAAUCAGUGAGAGGAUAGUUGUAGGAUGAGCGUAGGUUAUGGCUCUCAUUGUAACCAAUCAUAUAGAAACACUUC